CACCGGCGUUCGGGGCUCCAUUAUGACAGCAGCUCCGGCCUUCUGAGCCCAGAAUGCUGGCCCUGGCCACAGCCCUCCUUUCAGAACCCCGGGACCAUGGCUGAGAAGCGCGUCGGCCGGGCUCUGAGCACUUCCCUCCGGAGCGACGAUCUCUUGAGCGACAUGGAGCUGCUGCCGGCGUCAGACCCCCCCACCCCCGGGCAGCAGGUGCCCUGUUCUCAGCCGGCUACCCCGUAUACCUCCAAAGUGACCACCCAGCUCUACGCCUCCCUUCAGCAGAGCAGACAGGCCGAGGCUCAGGCCCGUUCUCGCCUGGAGAGCCAGCACAGCUCAGCCCUGGCCCGGAAAGCCGUGGAGGCUGACGUCGAUCUGGAUGCUCUGGCGGAAGAGCUGAGCCACCGGCUUUCGGCCGGCGUGGAGGCCAGCGCGUUUAGGCAGGGUGCCGCGACUGAGUCCCGCCACAUUUCGGAGAUGGAGAACGUGCGGAGCCACCUACAGAAUAUGCUGCGGGGAUCCAGAGAUGCGCACGGGGGUCCCACUGCCAUGCUGGAGACCUUGGAGCGGAAAGAUGACUCUUUUGAGAGUGACAGCACGGCUGCUCUGCUCAAUGCCCGUCCUCUGCACGAAGUCUCCCCUCCGGGAUCCCUGACGGGCUUUGAGGAGCUGUUUCCCCGCUAUACCAGCCUGCACCUGGGCCACUUCCAUGAGCAGCCCCUGCACCUGGAUCCCCACUUGCUGAAAGACACGUUGGAGAAGGAGCAGGCCCGGCGGAAGCACUGCGAGCGGCACAUCCAGGCUGUCCAGAACCGUAUCCUGGAGUUGCAGCAGCAGCUGGCUGUGGCCGUCUCGGCUGACAAGAGGAAAGACGGCAUGAUAGAGCAGCUGGAUAAGACUCUGGCCAAGGUGGUGGACGGCUGGAACCAGCACGAGGCCGAGCGGACAGCGGCGCUGCGCAGGCUGCAGACCGAGAAGGAGGCUGCGGAGCAGGCCCUCGGGAGGCAGAAAGAGAAAAUAGCAGAGAUGGAAGGGCGCCUCCAGCAAGUCUCGUCUGCCCUCAGCCGAGAACAGCAGGUGGCCAGCCAGUGCUGCAAGGAGAAGGCGGCCUUGGAGGAGGAGAAGGCCUCUCUGUCGUGCAGGUUGGACAUGGAGCGCACCCGUGUGCAGAGCCUGGAGGCCGAGUGGGACCUGGAGCGGCGCCAGCAGGACGUCCUGCGUGCGACCCUGGAGGAUCAGCAGAGGAGUUGGGCCCAGCGGGAGAGGCAGCUGGAGCAGCAGCACCAGGCUGCGCAGGAGGAGAGCCGCGCCCAUCUCGAUAAGGAGAAGAUGGUGGCCCAGCGGGAAGCUCAGAAGGCUCUGGACGCUCAACGGGUCUUGGCCACGGUGCAGUCAGAAAUGCAGGGGCUCCAGGGAGAACUGGAGGCUGUGCGCCGCGACAGAGACACCCUGAAGAUGGAAAUGAGCUUGUUGAAGGCACGUUUCGAGGCCCAGAAGGCCAAGCUGGAGUCGGAGCUGAAGGUGGCCUUAGAGCAGCGAGUGACGGAGCGCCUGGCAGAGGUUCACGAGGACAGUUUGCGCCAAAUGAGCGCUACGCGGGAGCAGCACAGGAAGCAGCUGUUAGAACUGAGCAGCCACCAUGAGAAAGAGCUGGCCAAACAGCUCGCUCAGUUCAAAUCUGAUCUGGCCGAGAGGGAGGAGCGCCAGAAGCACCUUGCUGAGGACUAUGAGCAGAGGACCUCCAAGCAGCAGGAAGAGUUGCGGGAGCUAAAAGCGAAGUACCGGCGGCUUGAGGCCCAGCGAGCAGAGACGGUCAGCCAGUUCCAGGCCAUGAUGCAGGCGCACUGGAACGAGGCCCUGCGCCUCUUCGCCACCAGCAGCGCUUCCCUGCAGCCUUCUCCCAAAGCCCAGCGGCAGGAGGCUGUCGCUGAGCCAGAAGCCACCUCCAAGCCGGAGUUUCAGCAGCCCUCCUGUUCGCUGAAGAAGACCCAGAAGGCGGAGCCUCUCGGCAGCAAUCCGGGCGCGGGCGAUUGCAGGGAGAUGGCGUGGGCCAAGGCGGUGCCUCUUCAGCCCGUCGUCCAGCAGAGCCAGCUUCAGGGGGCUCCCGAAGGCUCCGAAAAGCCCGCGCAGGGUUCUUCCCGGCAUUUUCUUCCCCUGAUGCCCGACGUGGGCCGCCUCUCCUCCGAAUUCAGCCACGUUCUCAAUUCCAGCCUCCUCAGCCAGCAGGGCUUCCAGCAGCUGGACCCUCAGGUGGACACCACCGUUGCCGGAGCAGGUUUGAUUUUCCACCCGGAAAACCUCGCAGAACACCCCUUUGCAGAUGAGAGGGAUGACUCUGGUCCUGAGUUGGCUGGAAAUGAAAGUGAGGUCACUCAGCCCAGCACGGCAGAGAGUGGUGCUCAAGGGCCACAGCUGGACUUAAAUUAUUACAUGCGCCUGCUUCUGGACCGUACCACGUUUGAAAGCAAUGCUCCGCAGCAGGAGAGGUGUUCCGCAGACAGCCCACCAUGUACCACGAAUCGGAUGCAGAUGGGUAGUUCGCAGUCUUACCACGAACGGUCCACGGCCCUCUGGGAUCCGGCGCAGCCAUCCUUCAACACGAUUCGCAUCCAGCCGCCCAGCAGCGCCGCCGUCCACAAAACCAAAGUGCCGAAGGCCGGACCGGUGUGUUUAAGCCUGGAGCCAGUCAGUCCCUCCAAGCAGAAUGUCGCCCACGAGGAAGGGAUCCUGUCGCCAAAACACGUGGCGGCAGUCUCGCGCCUUCUGAAGCAGUACCAGGCCAAGGGGAGGCCGGUGCCCUCGACUGACGAGCUCUAUAAAUACUUACACGGUUUAGGCCAGAACGGUCCAGAAGCAAAAGGCGACGGGAGCCUGCCAGCACGCCGGAACCUUGAUCCCAAAUUGACCGAAUCGAUGAGAAAAGAGGGCCCCCCCAGCCGGCGGUCGGGCAGCUCAGGACCCGGGCGCGAGAAGUCACAUGCGGCUGGGAAGGCCGGGAAGAAGCUUUCCGGUUCGCUGGCCUCCCACCCUCGCAGCAGCAGAGGAGGAGGCGCCUGGAGAUAACGGCUUUGCGGCCGGGCCGUCUCUCUUUGACCCAGUUUGCCAUUUUGUCUCCAUCUCUUGCCCGGUUUGAGGAAAAUGCCUUUUGUCACCAGCUUUACUAUCAACUCAGCUAGGAAUCUAAAAUACUGCCUAAAAUAAGGCUGAGAGCGGUCCUGCAGAAGUUUGUUUUACUUGAACGCUUUGCCUCGCUCUCACAGAGGCAGAAAUGGGAGUGACAGGAGAGGCGUCCGUGUUUUAAAAUUCUUCUCAACGGGAGAUGCUGCCAGACCCUUGUAGGACCCAGCUCUCAGGGUCUCUGCGUCUCAUCCUUUUGCGUUCCCCUGUUCCCUUCCUGAGGUCUGUCUCUCCAGUCCAUUUGCUGAAGAAAUCCUGGGAAAGAAGGCUGCUUCCCCUACAGCUUAGUUCCACGUGUCCCCAAGCAAGAUGCUCUCUAGUGUGAACUUAUGGGAUACGCACCUCCUGUCUUCCUAAAACCACCUGUGCUCCUUCCCCUGAUAUUUCCCUGCAUCCUGACACUGGUUGGAGUGCUUUCUUCUGGAUGCGCAGUUUUAGAAACACCUGGCUUAGCAUUAUAUGUUCGCUCUUUUUUGCAGAGUUAAUUAUUUUUGUAAAAAGUUAUUUUCUAAAUAAAUGGAAUUGUGAGUUAUUUUUAAGCAAAGGACUCCCCCCCCCCCUU
Messenger RNA from Candoia aspera, 3733 nucleotides. RefSeq names its product centrobin, centriole duplication and spindle assembly protein (gene CNTROB). The record is from RefSeq and is a predicted model, not a curated record. The transcript has 19 exons. NCBI's taxonomy places the organism in Eukaryota, Metazoa, Chordata, Lepidosauria, Squamata, Candoiidae. Gene Ontology annotation, biological process: regulation of cilium assembly; centrosome separation; mitotic cytokinetic process. Bases 97 to 3057 code for a protein of 986 amino acids. Gene Ontology annotation, cellular component: centrosome; centriole.